Molecule: messenger RNA, 1341 nt
Organism: Torulaspora globosa
Lineage: Eukaryota; Fungi; Ascomycota; Saccharomycetes; Saccharomycetales; Saccharomycetaceae
Gene: LPL1
Product: putative hydrolase
Exons: 1
Coding region: 1-1341 (446 amino acids)
Molecular function (GO): monoacylglycerol lipase activity
Source: RefSeq, a predicted model, not a curated record
AUGGGGUCGGGCAAACAUCUCGUUGUGUUUAUCCAUGGUUUGUGGGGCAACUAUAAGCAUAUGAACUCUCUGAACACGGUGUUCGAGAGAGUUCUUGAAGGUAAACAGGAGUUUGUCUUUCUGACUCCCAGACAGAAUGCUAUGUUCAAGACGUUCGAUGGGAUUGAAAUCGUGGGUUAUAGAACACUCUUGGAGAUCUGCCAAUUUAUUGGCACGUUCAAGGAUGAGCCUAUCACCAAGAUCAGCAUUGUAGGUUAUUCGAUGGGUGGACUUAUAGCUCGGUUUGUUAUCGGCAAGAUGUACGGUGAGUUUGGGAAGGUUUUCAGAGACAUCGAGCCGCAGAUCUUUCUCACCAUGGCUACGCCGCAUCUGGGAGUGGAAUUUUACAAUCUUCAAAAAUCGACUCUGAAAGGAAUUUUCCAGGCGGUGAUCAGAAGCCUGGGCUCCAGUAUCUUGGGAAAAACAGGUAGAGAGAUGUUCAUUACCAACUCAAGUAACGAUGUUUUGGUUAAAUUGACGCAAGGUGAGUUUUUGGACGGUCUGUCGAAGUUUAAGUGGAGGGCCGUGGUGGCUAAUGUGAAGAACGAUAGGACAGUUGCAUUCUACACUUCUUUUAUCACGGACUGCGAUCCCUUCCUUGCCACUAACAACGAUGUCAAGUAUAUCUUCGAAGACAAGGUGCCAGGGUCCCACUAUUCCAGGACCACUCCGCGGAUCAUUAGCAUGGAUCGGCUUGACCCGGAAUUGAAAAGACCGAAACCGAAAAGAGACUUUUCAAGGUGGUUCAAGGUCUUGCCACUCAUAGCCCUGUUCAUCACGCUCAUCCUUCCCGUAAUGUUUUGUUUGAAUAUACUGGCAACCAUUUAUAGCAGCAUCGUGACUUGGCGUUACAGAAAGCUGCUGCAGGAAGGUAAGCUGCCACUCUUAAUUCACAACAAGUUAGGAUUGAAUGACGCUUUGAAAGAAUAUGCCACAGAUAUCUAUGGGUCACUGAUGAACGAAGAAGACGCUGAAGUGAAUGAUGAUGAGUCGCAGGACGAUAUUUACGCCAAUGGCGGAGAGGAGCAUGUCCCGUGGAAGGAAUUCAUCGACAAGUAUUCAAGAGUUUGGUCAAAUACAGAACAGUUUCCCAAAUUGCCGCUUGACGAGAAUCGGAGAACAAUGCUAAAAAAUUUAGACACACUAGAUUGGAUAAGGGUUCCCAUCUAUAUCAAAUCUGCUAACGCUCAUGGCGGAAUCGUGGCCAGGAAGGGGCUCGAUGAUGACGUUCCGGACACGAGCGUCGCAUGUUUAGAAUUCACGGCCCAACUAGCACAGUAUCUCUUGGCUCAUUGCAAUUGA